Messenger RNA from Mastomys coucha (southern multimammate mouse), 3718 nucleotides. RefSeq names its product regulatory factor X2 (gene Rfx2). Gene Ontology annotation, cellular component: nucleus. Lineage: Eukaryota; Metazoa; Chordata; Mammalia; Rodentia; Muridae. Gene Ontology annotation, biological process: regulation of transcription by RNA polymerase II. The record is from RefSeq and is a predicted model, not a curated record. Gene Ontology annotation, molecular function: DNA-binding transcription factor activity, RNA polymerase II-specific; RNA polymerase II cis-regulatory region sequence-specific DNA binding. The transcript has 19 exons. Bases 380 to 2533 code for a protein of 717 amino acids.
ACGCCCCGCCCCGCGAGGGCAGCGCGAGGCUGAGGCGGGCAGGCGCCUGCUGCGGGCGGGCGCUGCAGGCGGGAGGGCGGCGGGAGCGGGAGGAGGAGCGGCCAGCGCCGCCACCACCGCCGCCAUAGAGACUGUAGCCGUGGAGACUGUUACUUACCAACGCGGAGCGACACGCAGCGGCCGACGCCGCGGGAGCCGCUACCGGAACUCCCUGCCGAACUCCAGCAUGAUUGUCAUCUGAUCUUCUGUGACCUUGGUGUUACCUGCCUUCUCAGCUGGGUAAUCAUGGCUCAUACAAAAAGCAUUUGGUGAUGACAUGAGCGCUGGGUUCCUUCCUUCAGCUCCUGGUGAAUAAGGCACUAGGAUUGAGAAUCCCAGCAUGCAGAACUCCGAGGGAGGAGCAGAUUCGCCAGCGUCAGUGGCUCUUCGUCCUGCAGCCCAGCCCAUGCCAGCCUCCCCACAGAGGGUGCUGGUCCAAGCUGCAGGCGCCACUCCCAAGGGUACCCCGAUGCAGACACUCGCCCUCCCCAGAGUCCAGCCAGUGCCACCGCAGGUACAGCACGUGUACCCCACACAGGUGCAGUACGUAGAGGGUGGGGACGCUGUCUACGCCAACGGAGCCAUCCGAGCUGCCUACGCCUACAACCCAGACCCUCAGCUAUACGCUCCCAGCACCGCAGCAUCGUACUUUGAGACUCCAGGUGGUGCUCAGGUGACAGUGGCAGCCUCAUCCCCACCUGCAGUCCCCUCCCACAGCAUGGUGGGCAUCACCAUGGAUGUCUCGGGGACCCCCAUUGUGUCUGGCGCAGGAGCCUACCUCAUCCAUGGGGGCAUGGAUGGCACAAGACACUCCCUGGCCCACACUGCACGGUCCUCACCUGCCACGCUUGAAAUGGCGAUUGAGACUCUCCAAAAAAGCGAAGGCCUUGCCCCCCACAAAGGCGGCCUACUCAACAGCCAUCUCCAGUGGCUUCUGGACAAUUACGAGACAGCAGAGGGCGUGAGCCUGCCCCGUAGCUCCCUGUACAACCACUACCUGCGCCACUGCCAGGAGCACAAGCUGGAGCCAGUCAAUGCCGCAUCCUUUGGCAAGCUCAUUCGCUCUGUGUUCAUGGGCCUGCGUACACGACGCCUGGGCACCAGGGGCAACUCAAAGUACCAUUACUAUGGGAUCCGCCUGAAGCCAGACUCCCCACUGAACCGACUGCAGGAAGACACACAGUACAUGGCCAUGAGGCAGCAGCCCACACACCAGAAGCCUAGGUAUCGGCCAGCCCAGAAGUCAGACAGCCUCGGGGAUGGUAGCACUCACAGCAACAUGCAUGGUGUGCCGGAGCAGGCCAUGGCCACGCAGGGCCAACACCACCAGCAGUAUAUAGAUGUGUCCCACGUCUUCCCGGAGUUCCCGGCACCUGACCUAGGCAGCAUGCCACUGCAGGAGAGCAUCACCCUCCAUGACAUAAAGGCCCUGCAGCUGGUGUAUCGCAGGCACUGUGAGGCUACCUUAGAUGUUGCCAUGAACCUCCAGUUUCAGUACAUUGAGAAGUUGUGGUUGUCCUUCUGGAACUGCAAGGCCACCUCCACCGAUGACCGUGCCUCACUGCCUGCCAGAGAUGAGGAGCCAGAAGUCACCCUCCUCCCUAAGGAUAAGCUCAUCUCUCUGUGUAAAUGUGAGCCAAUCCUACAGUGGAUGCGAAGCUGCGAUCAUAUCCUGUACCAGACGCUGGUGGAAACCCUUAUCCCAGAUGUGCUGCGGCCCGUCCCCAGUUCCCUCACCCAGGCCAUCAGGAACUUUGCCAAAAGCCUAGAGGGCUGGCUCAUCAAUGCUAUGAGCGGCUUCCCUCAGCAGGUCAUCCAGACCAAGGUGGGUGUUGUAAGCGCCUUCGCACAAACGCUGCGGCGCUACACGUCCCUCAACCACCUGGCGCAGGCGGCACGAGCAGUGCUGCAGAACACGUCCCAGAUUAACCAGAUGCUGAGUGACCUCAAUCGAGUGGACUUUGCCAAUGUGCAGGAGCAGGCUUCAUGGGUGUGCCAGUGUGAGGAGAGCCUGGUGCAGCGUUUGGAGCAUGACUUCAAGGUCACCCUGCAGCAGCAGAGCUCACUGGACCAGUGGGCCAGCUGGCUGGACAACGUGGUCACCCAGGUCCUGAAGCAGCACUCAGGCAGCCCCAGCUUCCCCAAGGCCGCGCGCCAGUUCCUGCUCAAGUGGUCCUUCUACAGCUCCAUGGUGAUCCGUGACCUGACCCUACGCAGUGCUGCCAGCUUCGGCUCCUUCCACCUUAUCCGACUGCUGUAUGAUGAGUACAUGUUCUACCUGGUGGAGCACCGUGUGGCCCAGGCCACCGGGGAGACACCCAUUGCCGUCAUGGGCGAGUUCAAUGAUUUGGCCUCCCUGUCACUGACCCUGCUGGACAAAGAGGACAUUGGGGAUGGACACAGCAGUGAGGCAGAUGUGGAUGGCCGCAGCCUGGGUGAACCCCUGGUGAAGCGGGAACGGAGUGACCCCAGCCACCCACUGCAGGGCAUCUAGCCCCUUCUCUGGGCGUCUUCCACGGACUUCCGGAAGGCGUCACCUGGCCCUCUAAGGACCUGGACUCUCAGCUGUAUCACACUAGUGCCUCUUCAAUGAUACCAUGUUUACUGUGACCCAAGGUGCCAUGGGAUCCCCACCCACAGGGUGCCAGAGACUGGGGAACUAAGAUGGUCAUUCAAGCUGCCAUACUCUGCUAAAGUGCCCCUCACUCUGGGCUGUCCCCCAGAGGAUACAGCAACCAGCUGAGUGUGUGUGAGUUGUGAGGCACAUCCCCAGGAAAUGUCCCAGCCACCUUGGUGGCUUUCCCACUCAGCUGCUCCCAGCUUAACCACCAUUUCAAAGAAAGGCCACUCUAGCAGAGCCCAAAGUGAGAGGAGCCAUACUACUGUGAGUCCCCACGCCUAAUGGCCUCUCAUGGACAGGACAGGCCUCUAGGACGUGCCCUGGGUUACAAGCUAACUGCAUCUCAUCUCAUCCUGGACAGGUCCAAGCCCCAAAAGAUAACAGGCUCCAAGCAGGGCCAGUCAAACCCAGAUGCUCAGCCCAUCUGCUUGACUAUAGACUUUCUGUCCAAUUCACAGUUGAUACCAAGAUAACCUGGGGGGCCUGUGCUGGGUUUCCCCAAGUAGCCGCAGGGAUCAACACCAUGUCCACGCCUCCCAACAGAACUCCAAAACCUGUGCUCACGGCAAUGCCUGAGCCACUGCAGUCUUCCAGACACCUCCCCCAAACUAGCCAUGCUUGCUGCUGGCCUGUGGCCAACCCCUUCUCAGCCCCAGACCAUUAGAUCUCUGCGGACAAGUGAACACUAGGCCUGUUGGGCUGCUGUUGCCCUGUGGAGAACCCUUCCCUAACACAACCCUGCCGCUCACACCUAGGAAGCACCUAAUGAAAUAUGAUGGGUUGGGUUGGUUUUUCUUUUUUUUUUUUUUUUUUUUUUUUUUGAAAAAAAAAUGCCCCCCCAAUAGUUUUGUGCUAUAAUUGUUCUUAGAAGGUUCUUGUGAAUGUGUCCAUUGCAACAUACCUGGCGUCCAUGUUUGUUCAUUCAGGCGGCACUGGUCACCAACACAGAGCUUUUAGACAGAACAGCUUUAAAGGAUGGUUUCCUUCUGGACACCGAUGCUUACCGUGACUGGAUGACCAGGGUCUCCCCUUUGUGGAAAGCAAUACACACUGGAUUUU